AUUACUUUGAUGAUUUCGAAAACAACGAGAAAUAAAGUUUUUAUCAAGAUCUGCAAAUCUCUUUGUUUUGUAAUUAAUUGAGUUUAUUGUAAAGUACACAACUCCGUUAUAUUGACAAACUCUUAGUCAUAUAUUAUUAUAUAUAAGAAUAAGUAAGGAUAUUUCAUUACUGAGAAUGACGAGUUCAAUGAAUGGAUUGCUUAUUUAAAUCCAUAAAUUCUUUUUGAAUAUUUCAAAAAUUGUACUACUAGUGAGAUUUUUAUCUAUAAAAAAUUUUGUGGAGACAUCAAGAGAGAAAAAGAGAGAUUUAUUUAUUUAUUGUAAAAAGUAGAGAUUUGAGUUUGAUCAAUCUUGUAAAAUAUGGCGCAUUACAAAGGAGCAGCAAGCGAAGCUGGUCGAGCUAUGCAGUUAAUGAAGAAGAGAGAAAUUGCUCAGCAAGAAAUAGAACUAAGAAAGAAGAAAAUUGAAGAUGACUUAAAGAUUCAUAAUAUAGAGAAUAAAUUUGCAACCCAUUAUAAUGCCGUUGAACAACAAUUGAAGACUUCCACAAUUGGAUUAGUUACAUUGAAUGAGAUGAAAGCCAAGCAGGAAAAUAUAGUGAAAGAACGUGAAAGAAAACUUGCUCAAAAAGAACGAGAAAAAGAACAGGAAAAGGAAAGAGCAUUAGCGGCAAAACAAGCGGAAAAGAAUAAACAAAAAAGACAGAUUCAAGCUUUAUCAUUUAACUUAGAUGAAGAAGAGGAAGACGAGAUCUCGGAGGAUGACAGUAUAGAAAAAUCUGCAAAAUCGGAAAAUACCCAAUGUAAUGAGUCUGUUAUUAAAAAGAUAAAAAAAAAUCCAGAUGUGGAUACAAGUUUCUUACCAGAUAGAGAAAGGGAAGAGGAAGAAAAUAAACUUAGGGAAGAAUUGAGACAAGAAUGGACUAGAAAACAGAAUGCAUUGAAGGAAGAAGAGAUUGAAAUUACAUUCAGCUAUUGGGAUGGAUCUGGUCAUCGUCGAAGCGUUAUAAUGAAAAAAGGUAAUUCUAUUUAUCAGCUUCUUCAGAGAUGUUUAGAAGUUUUGAGGCGUGAAUUUAGCGAACUUAAGACAGUCAUGGCAGAUCAAUUAAUGUAUGUUAAAGAAGAUCUUAUUUUGCCACAUCAUUACACCUUCUAUGAUUUUAUCGUAACUAAGGCACGAGGGAAAAGUGGGCCUUUAUUCACAUUUGACGUUCACGAUGAUAUUCGAGUUAUGCAUGAUGCUUCUGUUGAAACCGAAGAAUCACAUGCUGGAAAAGUAUUACUUAGAUCAUGGUAUGAGAGAAAUAAACAUAUUUUUCCAGCAAGUAGAUGGGAACCUUUUGACCCAACAAAAAGUUAUGACAAAUAUACAGUAUCGGAUAAAAAUAAAAAGAAAGAUAAAAUUUGAUAAGCUUUGUUUCAACGAAUUGUUUAACACAAAACGAGAAUAAUAUUUGUCAUAUUCUGUUAAAUUUAAGAUUCUGAAUAUUCAAAUGAGUACACAAAUGAGUAUAUAAUUUAAAAUUUUGCUGAGAUGAAUAUCUUUCUUUUAUUAG
Cataglyphis hispanica is the source of this 1555-nucleotide messenger RNA. RefSeq names its product protein FAM50 homolog. The transcript is spliced from 5 exons. The record is from RefSeq and is a predicted model, not a curated record. Lineage: Eukaryota; Metazoa; Arthropoda; Insecta; Hymenoptera; Formicidae. Bases 361 to 1407 code for a protein of 348 amino acids. Gene Ontology annotation, biological process: chromatin organization. Gene Ontology annotation, cellular component: nucleus.